AAAAACUGCAGCUCACCUCGCGCGCUGCCCGCGCGCUCCCUCUCACUGUCAACCAGCUCGCUGAGGAGCUGUGACGCCUUCAGGUUGAGCUCGGAGAUCGCGACCCUCAGAGCGCCCAGGCCGCCGUCUCCGGGUCGGAUGCUAAAGCUCUGACUCUGUCCGUCCCGAUAUCGGAGCUCCGCGCGCACACACGCUGCCUCCAUGUUGGUGACCUCCGACGUCACCGGAAGCCGCCAAAUACGAGCUGCUGGACGUCAACCGGAAGUGGUGGUCCGUUAGCAAGUUUCCGCGCUUCGGGUAUCAAAGAACAGCUCCGGUCAGCCUUCCUGACCUGCUGCCCGUCUCUGGGAAUCAGUCGCCGGGAAGAGUUUGGUUGCGGUUCGGCUCGGCUCGGUCCGGUUCGGAAGAAGCUAAAGAUGUGUGAGGAGCAGACGGUGUCUCUGGUGGAUGUUCUGGAAGAGGACGAGGAGCUGGAGGAGGAGGCCUCAGCCGUGUUGGCAGGAAGUGAUUCCGAUCACUGCUCGUACCCUCAGGGCUACGUGAAGCGGCAGGCGCUGUACGCCUGCAGCACAUGCACGCCGCCGGGAGGUGAGGCUGCAGGCGUCUGCCUGGCCUGUUCCUACAAGUGUCACGAGGGUCACGACCUCUUUGAACUUUACACCAAGAGAAACUUCCGCUGUGACUGUGGAAACAGGAAGUUCUCUGGACUGCAGUGUAAACUACAUCCUGACAAGGACGACGUCAACAACCUGAACAAAUACAGCCAUAACUUCUUCGGGGUUUAUUGCACCUGCCUCCGGCCGUACCCGGACCCUGACGACGAGGUGGAGGACGAGAUGAUCCAGUGUGUAGUCUGUGAAGACUGGCUGCACGGCAGGCAUUUGGGUUGCGUGGUUCCGGACUGCGUUGAGACGCAGGAGAUGAUCUGUGAGUCAUGCAUGAACAAACACCAGUUUCUCUGGACCUACGCUGCUCACCUGGGAGUGCACCAUCCAGCACAGCAGACCAAGGAGGAGAAGGGAGAACCAUCGGAACCCAGCCGCUCUACUAAAGAGGAGAAGGGCAAGGACAUCGUGGAGCCCAGCUGUAAACGCAGCCGUGAAGAGGCGGAGCCUAGCUGCAGACUGAAGGAGCUGCAGGAGGCGGGUCAGAAGAGGGACCAAUCAGGAGCCGUGUUCUGGCCGUCAGGGUGGCGCUCCAAGCUCUGCUCCUGCAGCAGCUGCCAGGUGCGGCUGUCUGAAGCCGGAGUGUCCUUCCUGCUGGACGAAUCUGACACCGUCCUGGCUUACGAGAACAAAGGGAAGAACAACGAACAAACACAGCAGGGACAUGACCCUCUGAUGUCAGCGCUGGACAACCUGAAUAGAGUUCAGCAGCUGGAGAUCAUUCACGGCUACAACGACAUGAAAACUGAACUGAAGGACUUCCUGCAGACGUUUGCAGCUGAAGGAAAGGUCGUGACCUCUGACGACAUCCGGCAGUUCUUCGAGCAGCAGAGCCGCAAAAGACGCCGAACAGAUUCUGGACCUUUCUUCUGCUCCUGAUCCAUCCCGCUCACUUUUCACCCUUUCUCAGUUUUAAAGUUUUUUCUGUGAGAUGUUUUAAUGUCAAAUAUCUCCUAGUUUUAUGGUUGUUUUUUUUUUCUUUGUAAGAAUAAAGUUAAGCUGAGCAAUAAACCUGGUUGU
This is a messenger RNA of Cyprinodon variegatus (sheepshead minnow), 1685 nucleotides long. It is a transcript of the gene ubr7, whose product is annotated as ubiquitin protein ligase E3 component n-recognin 7 (putative). The transcript is spliced from 12 exons. Gene Ontology annotation, cellular component: cytoplasm. Gene Ontology annotation, molecular function: zinc ion binding; ubiquitin protein ligase activity. NCBI's taxonomy places the organism in Eukaryota, Metazoa, Chordata, Actinopteri, Cyprinodontiformes, Cyprinodontidae. The coding region runs from base 417 to 1544 and encodes 375 amino acids. The record is from RefSeq and is a predicted model, not a curated record.